AUGGUGGAGGAGAGCGCUGGGGGCGCAGCGCGGGGGUCUCGGCGGGUUCCCUGCCGGCCCCCCCCGGCCCCCAGCCCCAAAAGGCUGUGGAGCGUGGAGCGCUCCGGGAGGGGCUGGCGCCUGGAGCGCCCCGUGGGGGUGGAUUGCAGCUCCCCCGAGCCUCGCUGCAUUUGGCUGAGCAGCCUCCGCCGCCACGCCGCCACCCCCGACCCCCGCCCGCCCCCGGGACCCCGGCCCGGCCGAGGCCUCAGAACCGAGCGGUGCCGCCGGCCAACGCCGGGCCGGAGAGAUGGGGCGUCCCCGAACGCCAACGCACCCCCGGAGGGGGGGUCCUUCCCCUGGGUGGGGCCCAAGACGGUGGCGCUGCGCAAGAGCCCCCAGGGGGGCUUCGGCUUCACCCUCCGCCACUUCAUCGUGUACCCUCCGGAAUCGGCCGUGCACCCCGCCAAGGAGGAGGAGAAUGGGAACCGAGCAGCAGGUCCCACCCGGAGCCGCCUGGAGCCCAUGGACACGAUUUUCGUGAAGAACGUGCGGGAGGACGGGCCCGCGCACCAGGCGGGGCUGCGCACGGGUGACCGGCUGGUCAAGGUGAACGGGGAGAGCAUCAUCGGCAAAACCUACUCGCAGGUGAUCGCCCUGAUCCAGAACAGUGACGAUGUGCUGGAGCUCUCCAUCAUGCCCAAGGAUGAGGACAUCCUCCAGCUGGCCUAUUCCCAGGACGCCUACCUGAAGGGCAACGAGCCGUACUCUGGGGGGGCUCAGAGCAUCCCCGAGCCCCCUCCCAUCUGCUACCCACGCAAAACGUACCCCUUCCAGGCCCGGGGUUCCGAGCCCACCCCGAUCCAGCCGUCGGACCCCCGAGCCCCCCGCCCGGCCACCACCGCGGGUCCCUCGUCCCCUCUGGGCGCCCGCAGUGACACCGGCGGCAGCCCCGCUCACCGCCCCGAGGAGCCGCAGCCUGGGGGUCCCCCCCCGCGCCCCACCGCACCCCACGGGCACCCCGGCUCCUUCUCCCGCCCCAACAUCGCAUCCUCCGUGCCCGACCGCUACGGGAUGUCCCCGACGACCACCGCCACCUCCUACGGCGUCCCCAAGCACCUCCCGGAGCACCGGACUCACUGCGGCUUCAAGGAGGCUGUCGGGGGGUUCUCGGCAGCCGGGAGACCCCCCCGGGACGUGUCGGUGGUGGCCCAGCGUGUGCCCGGUCGCCAGGAGUGCCAGCAGGCGCUGUCGCGCUGGUUCUGCAGCCAGGAGCCGCGGCGCAGCGCCUCGGAGGAGCGGCGACACGCCAUGCCCCGCUACCGCAGCGUGUCCCACGACCGCCUCGGGGGCUCCGGGAGCGCGACAUCCCGGGGGUGGCCUCACAGCGCCUCUCACGAUACCCUCCUGCAGCCCAGCCGCGAGGGUUGGGCCCCCCGAGCCCGCUCCGAUCAUUACCUGGGCAGGUACGGGCGCUCCAUGGAGGCGCUGGAGCCCAGCGCGCUUCUCUCGCCGCACCUCGGACCCGAGAGGCUGUGCCGGGCCGCUGGCGCUGUGGCCACCACCGGGCAGCCCAUCCCACCCGGCUCCUUCGCUGCUUCCUCCUCUUCUUCCUCUUCCUCAUCGCGGGAACCCGCUCCGGUGCAGAAACACCCAUCGCAGCCCAACCUGCAGAGCGUGGAUGAUUCGGGCUACAUCGGCUACCGCAGCUACAGCCCGUCCUUCCAGCGCCGCACCGGGCUGCUGCACGCCCUGGCCUGUCGCGACCCGGCUUUUGGAGGGCUACCAACCUUCAGCAUCGCCCAGCGGGCAGUAGCCCCGCUCAGGGACAGCGUGGCCACCCCCGUCACCCUCCCUGUGGCCACCCCGGCGGUGUCCAGCGCGCCCCGGGAGGCGAGGCCCGAGGGUGGGCGAGUGUCCGAGCAGGCGGAGGAGCGCAGGGAGGAGGUGGUGCUGCGACAGAAGCCACCCACGGGGCGCAAGGUGCCCGCGCCGCUGAGGCAAAUGAACUUUGUGUUCGCCGAGGGGGUGAAGGACACGGACAUUGGGGACACCGCCGGGGCCGCGGGCAGAGGGGACAGGCCGGGCAGCGAGCGGCCGGGCCGGCGAGUGGCUCCUUUGGCGGCCCCCGAGGACUCGCUGGCGUCCAUUCCCUUCAUCGACGAACCCACCAGCCCCAGCAUCGACCUGAAGGCCAAGCACGUCCCGGCCUCCUCGGUGGUGUCCAGCGCCAUGAACUCGGCUCCCGCCGUGGCCACCAGCCCCGCCUCGCCCCCCUUCGCCUUCGCCCUGUCCCGGCACUACUCCCAGGACUGCAGCAGCAUCAAGGCUGGUCGCCGCUCCUCCUACCUGCUGGCCAUCACCACCGAGCGCUCCAAGUCCUGCGACGACGGCCUGAACGCAUUUCGGGAUGAGGGCAAGAUCCUAAGGAGGAUGCCCAGCCGGGUCCCCAGCCUCCGCAUGCUGAGGAGCUUCUUCACCGACGGGUCUCUGGACAGCCUGGGCACAUCCGAAGACGCCCGUUCCAAACGCCACUCCACCUCCGAGCUCUCGGACGCGCCCUUCAGCGCCGUGAGGAAGGAGGGCUGGCUCCACUGCAAGCAGAUCCUCACCAAAAAGGGGAAGAAGGUCGGCGGAGGCAUCCGGCAGUGGAAGCGCGUGUUCGCCGUGCUGCGCACGCACUCGCUGUACCUGUGCAAGGACAGGCGGGAGGCGGUGACCUGCGCCCCGGCCCCAGGUGAGGAGGAGCCGCCGAUCAGCAUCCAAGCGUGCCUGGUGGACAUCUCGUACAGCGACACCAAGAGGAAGCACGUCUUCCGCCUGACGACCGCUGACUUCUGUGAAUAUCUCUUUCAGGCAGAGGAUCGGGAAGACAUGCUGGCCUGGAUCAAAGUCAUCAGGGAGAACAGCAAGGCUGAGGGCGAGGACCCCGGUUUUGCCAGCCAAGCCCUUAUCAGCAAGAAGUUAAACGACUACAGGAAAGUGAGCCCUGCGGGCACCAAGCCCGACUCGUCACCCAAGGGCCCUCGUGGGCUGGGGAUCCGAGCCGAGUUCCUGAAGCAGACGGGAACCAGCGCGCCCCGGUCCCCCAGGCAGGACGUGGCUGUCACAAAAGAUGAAAGCAGCUCCCAAAAAGCCCCCUGGGGCAUCAACAUCAUGAAGAAGAACAAGAAAUCCGCCCCUCGCGCCUUCGGCGUCAGGCUGGAGGAUUGUCAGCCUGCCCCCGACAACAAGAACGUGCCCCUGAUCGUGGAAGCGUGCUGCAAGGUGGUGGAGGACCGGGGGCUGGAGUACAUGGGAAUCUACCGUGUGCCCGGCAACAACGCCGUGGUGUCCAGCCUGCAGGAGCAGCUCAACAAAGGAGCCACCGAGAUCAACCUGCAGGACGAGCGGUGGCAGGACCUGAACGUCAUCAGCAGCCUCUUGAAAUCCUUCUUCCGAAAGCUGCCCGAGCCCCUCUUCACCGACGAUAAAUACAACGACUUCAUCGAAGCCAACCGGAUCGAAGACGCCAGCGAGAGGAUGAGGACGCUGAGGAAGCUGAUCCGGGACCUGCCAGGCCAUUACUACGAGACCCUCAAAUUCCUGGUGGGCCACCUGAAAACCAUCGCUGACCACUCGGAGAAGAACAAGAUGGAGCCCCGGAACCUGGCACUGGUGUUUGGUCCCACGCUGGUGAGAACGAGCGAGGACAACAUGACCGACAUGGUGACGCACAUGCCCGACCGCUACAAGAUCGUGGAGACCCUCAUCCAGCACUCAGACUGGUUCUUCAGCGACAAGGAGGACAAGGGUGAGAAGACCCCCGUGGAUGAGAAGGAGGCUCAGUCCGUGCCCAACAUCGAGUACCUGCUGCCCAACAUCGGCAGGACGGCGGCGCCCGGCGAUGCCGCAGGCUCGGCCCGCAGCGGCUCCGCCAAACCGAAGGUGAGAGGGGUCUCGGAGCGGGGCUGGCAGGGUGGGGACGCGGGGAUGGGGACACUCAGCGUGUCCCCGUCGGUGUCACCGCCACCCCUGACCCCGCUGUCCCCUCUGUCCCCGCUGUCCCAGGGCACGUGGCCAUCGCGCAAAGCUCCGCCGCACCGGGAGCUCCUCGCCAUCCCCUUCGUCUCGGCCGCCGCCCGCAAGAGGAAGAAGAGGAGAGAGGCCGAAGGCGUUGGGAGCAGCACCGACGACGACGCGGAGCGCAGGGACAGCCCGGGCCGGCAGCAAGAGCGGGAGGUGACACCUGGCAAAGCCCCCAGGGCCACCAGCACCGAGCCGGCCACCCCCGGCCCGGCGGGGCUGCAGCGAGAAUGUUCCAGCGGCUCCGAAGCCGCUCCCGACGCUCGUUCCAUCGUGUCCGGCUACUCCACGCUGUCCACCAUGGACCGCAGCCUGUGCUCCGUGGCCGGGAGCCGCGGGGACGAGGCGGAUGACGAGCGCAGCGAGCUCAGCCACAUGGAAACGGACACGGAGAGCCGCGAGGGAGCCCGACAGCGAGCGGGACAGGCCGGAGUGGCCACGGGGACAGGCGACGAGGACAAGUCACCCCUGAACCGCCCUUCCUUCAACUCGCACCGCCUGAUCCAAUGCGACACGCUGGCCCGCAGGAAAUUAGGGAAAUGUCCCCCAGCGGUGACCAGCGGCGACGAGCAGAGCUGGGUGGCCCCGGGGCGAGCGUCGCUGCGGGGGCAGCUCCGGCAGCAGCUGCGCGGUUCGGCCGAUGACAUGGGGGACAUCAUGGGGGACAUCAUGGGGGACAUCAUGGGGGACACGGGGGUCCGCCUGCGCCGGGGACAUUCCCCCGAGACUCGCCGCAAGAAGAGCAGCUGGCGCCGGCACACGGUGGUGGUGCCCGGUGGCCUCAAGGACCUCAACUUCAACGAGUGGAAAGAACCGCGGGGACUCGAGGGGACACCGGCACCCUGUCGCGACAAAGACUCGGGGCUCAGCAGCCUGGAGUCCACCAAAGCCCGGCCCGCGGUUCCCGGCCCGGCUCCUCCUGGCAGUGCUGGCCCAGGCACGGCCACCAAGAGCCCCCCGGGUAGCCCCGGUCGCCCCCUGCGCUUCCCGCAGUGUCUCUGA
Molecule: messenger RNA, 5046 nt
Organism: Sturnus vulgaris (Common starling)
Lineage: Eukaryota; Metazoa; Chordata; Aves; Passeriformes; Sturnidae
Source: RefSeq, a predicted model, not a curated record